ACAGUGGCACAACUGAUUGGGAAAGAGACGGAAAUGGAAAAACUGAAAUGGUAACUAGAAAGGGGAACUACAAUAGGUUCUGGUUGACCAUCAUUUCCUGUUUGCGUCUUGCAUACUGCAUAUCAGACGUCAGUACUGUCACAGUGUUCAGUUGAGAGGUAAAGAAGAAACAUCCACAGAAGACGAUGACCAUGGCUGAUGGCCCAGGUGCUCUCGAGUUUGAGGAGGAUGAAGAGUGUUGGAUGCGGCUGGAAGACCACAGGAUGCUUCUCAUCAAGACCAUUGAACCUUCACGAAUAAUACCAUAUCUGAGACAAUGCAAGGUGCUUAACAGUGAGGAUGAGGAACAGAUUUACAAUGACCCGAGUCUGGUUGUUAGAGGGCGUAAAGUAGGUGUGCUGCUAGACAUAUUACAGCGGACGGGUCUGAAGGGAUAUGUAGCAUUCCUAGAGAGUUUGGAGCUGGACUAUCCUCAACUAUAUCAGAAAAUCACAGGCAAGGAGCCUUCUCGGGUCUUCUCUAUACUUGUGGACACCGCGGGUGAAUCCGGACUGACCCAGUUCCUCAUGAGUGAAGUGACCCGCCUGCAGAAGGCGCUUCAGGACGAGCGCAGGUCGAGGCUCGAGGUGGCGGCGCGUGCUGCCGAGCACAUGGACUCCUAUCGGCAGCUACAGACGCGCGAGUGCGAACUUCGCAAACAGCACGAGCGCGUGCUGCGCAUGCGCGAGGACCGCGAGAAGCUGUGGGACGAGGCGCGGCGCCUGAAGGACGAGAACUACAGACUGAUGCACGACGUGACGCGCCUCAGCGAGGAGAAGAACGGCGCUCUCAUGCGCACGCGGGACCUGCAGCUGGAGAUUGAGAGACUGAAGCACAGCUUAAUGAAUGCAGAGAGUGAUUCCAAGAUUCAGCGCAAACGGACGAUGACACUGAAGAAUGCCAUGGAGCAAAGGCCUAGCCAGGAAAUGAUCUGGGAGCUCCAGAAACAGAAUGAUCUUCUCACUGCUCAAUUGCAGGAGCUUCAGAAUUCUUCUCAGGUCCAAACAUCAGAGCACAACAAGCUUAGCAUUCAGGCGCUGGAAGAUUUCAAGAAGCAAAGCCAAGCACAACAUGAGGAUUUGGUGAAUGACAUUUAUGCAUUACGGAGGGAGCUGCAUGAUGCAAAGGAGCUGCGAGAUAAGUACCAAGAAAAGAAGGAUGAACUGGAGCUGAAGUGCGCAAUCUUAAAGAAAGACUCCAAGAUGUAUUGUAACCGCAUGGGGGAAAUCUUGAAGCAGCUGGAUGAGGUCAUCAAAGAGAGAGAUAAGGCUAUUGCUGCACGUGAAGAGUACCACCAGGAAAACUGCAAAAGCCUCCAGGACAAGGACAGGUACCGCAAGCAGAUCCGUGAGAUGAGAGAGCACUAUGAUGAGCUUCAGGUCCAGCUCUUCCGGACUCAAGGAGAAGUUGUAGCCCUCCAGGCAAAAGUUCGCAAACAGAAACACUUACAGCAAACAAUAGCAACAUCAGAAGAAAGCUUUUAUCAGAGCUCAUUGGAGCUAAAAAGCCAGACAAGUGAGGAGGACAUGAAGGAGAGAUAUGACAAAGCAUCAGGUAUAAGUGAGGAUUCUCAAAGUGCAACGUCAGGAGAAUACAAUGUAUGCAUAAGUAUCAAAGACCCAUGUCCCUCAGAGGUGAAGGAAGAAGGAUUUAAGGAGAGGAUGUUCUCUGAGGAGGAACUAUCAGCUGGCUACACGCUCAGGACGCGAUACAAUUUUCAUUACAGAAGGAAACGUGCUUUGAGAACAAAGGCUACUGUUAAGGAGAGUGUCAUAGAGUGCAAUCAUAGUAUUCUGGACAACACCAGUGGGAGUGACAACACAGACACAGAUGGAAUAUGACAUAAGCAAACCAACCAGGGGAGGAAAUGUCGCCUUUGCUGAAUAGCUUGCCAUCAACCUAUGGAGAGGCCAAAGGCUAGAGAUUUUUUUUAACAUAAAAACACUGUCACUGAUCACUUCAAGUCUUCUCACUGGUUGGCUUAUUAUCAUCAUCAUCAUUAUUAUUAUUAUUAUUAUUAUUAUUAUUGAUAAAUGUACCAUAGGCCUAUGCUCACAGCAUCCACAAUCAUUGUCAUACUACUGAAUAAUUAUUUUUUUCGAAAGUCUGAUAUAUCAUGAAUGUAACAAAAUACAGAUGCUUAUCCUUU
This is a messenger RNA of Colossoma macropomum (tambaqui), 2188 nucleotides long. It is a transcript of the gene card9, whose product is annotated as caspase recruitment domain family, member 9. Gene Ontology annotation, biological process: positive regulation of canonical NF-kappaB signal transduction; regulation of apoptotic process. The transcript has 12 exons. The record is from RefSeq and is a predicted model, not a curated record. NCBI's taxonomy places the organism in Eukaryota, Metazoa, Chordata, Actinopteri, Characiformes, Serrasalmidae. The coding region runs from base 186 to 1880 and encodes 564 amino acids.